UCCCUUUCUCUCUCUCCCCCACCCCAAAAAAGAAAACCAAGAAACGAACGAAGCGAGAGACUUCUCUCCCCCCCCUCCCUCUCUCUGCUUCCGCCGGAAAACUCCCCGUUUUCCGAAUUUUCCGGCGGCCAGGAGAGGACGGAGCUGGGCCGUUUCUCGCAUCUGGGUCUUUUCGAGGAACGUGACUGAGGGAAUACAAGAAAGCGGACGAUAAUAUAUGGUGAUGGCCGUCGCCGCAUCGCCGAGGAAGUCUUUCACCGAGAAGCUGUUCAACAGCUUCGGCAGCACCAGCAACUGCGGCGGCAGCAGCGGCCAUCUCCAGAGGAUCAGGGCCGCCCACGAGUAUAAAGACGAUGACGACGAUUUCGUGGAGUGCGACAGCGGAGACGGGAUGGAGCUGGCCCAGAUUGGCGCCGAGAGGACCAAGAACGUGCUGAUCCUCAUGAGCGACACGGGCGGCGGUCACCGGGCAUCGGCUGAGGCCAUCAGGGACGCCUUUCAGAUUGAAUUCGGCGACGAAUACAGGAUAUUUGUCAAGGACGUGUGGAAAGAGUACACGGGAUGGCCGCUGAACGACAUGGAGAAUCAGUACAAGUUCAUGGUGAAGCACGUUCAAUUGUGGAAGGUCGCUUUUCACAGCACCUCCCCAAGGUGGAUCCACUCUUUUUAUCUCGCCGCCAUCGCCGCCUACUAUGCCAAGGAAGUGGAGGCAGGUCUGAUGGAGUACAAACCAGACAUUAUCAUCAGUGUCCACCCUCUGAUGCAGCACAUUCCUCUGUGGGUUCUAAAGUGGCAGGGCCUUCACAAGAAAGUGAUUUUUGUGACUGUCAUCACCGAUCUAAACUCGUGCCAUCCCACAUGGUUGGUCAUCAAACUCGGUUGUGAAAUUUCUUUGACCUUUGGUUGUAUUCCCCGAAAUCAAUUUCAACUGACGGAUCUAUUGCUCUGUAAUAUCAGGUUUCACCCUGGAGUCAACAGAUGCUAUUGCCCCUCGCAGGCGGUAGCCAAAAGGGCUUUAGAAGAUGGUCUAGAGGACUCGCAGAUUCGCGUUUACGGCUUGCCCAUUCGUCCAUCAUUUGCCCGCGCAGUUCUUUCCAAGGAUGACUUGAGGGAAGAACUUGGAAUGGACCCGGAGUUGCCUGCAGUUUUGCUGAUGGGAGGUGGUGAAGGGAUGGGUCCCGUGAAGAAGACUGCUAUCCAACUUGGUCAAACACUGUUCGAUGAAGUACACGGGAAACCGAUAGGGCAAUUGAUAAUUAUCUGUGGCCGAAACAGAGGUUUAGUCUCUACAUUAGAGUCCAUGGAGUGGAAAAUCCCAGUUAAAGUGAGAGGAUUUGAGACGCAGAUGCAGAAAUGGAUGGGAGCUUGCGACUGCAUAAUAACAAAAGCAGGACCGGGCACAAUUGCAGAGGCAUUGAUCAGAGGACUACCCAUUAUCCUGAAUGACUACAUUCCUGGACAGGAAAAGGGCAACGUCCCCUACGUAGUAGACAAUGGAGCCGGUGUCUUCACCAGGAGUUCUAAAGAAACAGCUAGGAUCGUGGCCGAGUGGUUCAGCACCAAAACAGACGAGCUGAAAAGAAUGUCACAGAACUCACUUAAGCUGGCACAACCCGAGGCCGUUUUCGACAUUGUGAAGGACAUCCACGAGCUCACUUGCCAACGAGGGCCACUUGCCAACAUCCCCUACAUAUUCACAUCUUCAUUCACAAGCCUCAUCUGAGUUGAACUGGCCAACGUGCACAAUUUACGCCGGAAUGCCAAGGAAAAGAACCUGGAACGCCAUGUACAGCUAGGAAAGUCUAAAGGUAGCACCAUUGUUUCUCCUCAGGGCAUUGUGAAACGGAGCGAAUCAACAAAACAAAAGUUCUGCUUUUCAAGUUUUUUAUCUUCAGAAGGGGCUGGGAGGGAUUUGAUUUUUUUCACUUGUAAUAGUAUGAAAGUAGGGUUUCAUAUGAACAUGUAGAUGGAUAUUGUCCUUGUGUCUUGAUGAUUUUGCAAUUCUCUUUUAAUCCUUAAUC
This is a messenger RNA of Rhodamnia argentea, 2021 nucleotides long. Its product is annotated as monogalactosyldiacylglycerol synthase 2, chloroplastic-like. The record is from RefSeq and is a predicted model, not a curated record. NCBI's taxonomy places the organism in Eukaryota, Viridiplantae, Streptophyta, Magnoliopsida, Myrtales, Myrtaceae. The transcript has 7 exons. Gene Ontology annotation, molecular function: hexosyltransferase activity. The coding region runs from base 218 to 1723 and encodes 501 amino acids. Gene Ontology annotation, biological process: glycolipid biosynthetic process.